Molecule: messenger RNA, 663 nt
Organism: [Torrubiella] hemipterigena
Lineage: Eukaryota; Fungi; Ascomycota; Sordariomycetes; Hypocreales; Clavicipitaceae
Source: the annotation of a GenBank genome assembly
AUGGCUUUCAAACCAGCGCUCAUCGUCGUCGACUUCCAAGAGGACUUUUGCCCUCCCCACGGCACGCUCGCCGUCCCCGACGGCCGCGCCAUCGCACCCACCAUCAACGCCCUCCUCGCCCUCCCCUUCACCAUCAAGCUUGCCACACGCGACUGGCAUCCGCUAACGCAUGUCUCCUUUGCCGCCAACCACCCUGGCACCGAGCCCUACACGUCCACGACCACCAUCUCGCACGCCACCAAGCCAAGCUACCAGACCACGCUGUGGCCCGUCCACUGCGUGCAAAACACACCCGGCGCGGAGCUCGUGCCGGAGCUGCAGGUUGCGCAUCUACACGGCAUAGUCGAUAAGGGCAUGGUGGCUGAUCGCGAAAUGUACUCUGCGUUUUACGACCCCUUUGGCGAGUCGGGGUCUGGGCUUGUAGAGAUGCUGCGCGACAGUGGGGUCACGCAUGCGUACGUUGUCGGCCUUGCGUCGGAUUACUGCGUAAAGGCUACGGCGCUGCAUGCUAGGGACGAGGGUCUUGUGACGUAUAUUGUCGAGGACGCAACGCGACCUGUGUUUCCGGAGGCUUGGCCCGCAGAGAGGGAGAAGCUGGUUGCUGAGGGCAUUGUCAUGAUUGACUCGGUAGGAGACGAAGUUGAGCGCGUGAGACAAUUGUAG